AGAGAGAGACCAACCCACUGAAAACAACUUUGAGUGGAACUACUUCAGCAGCUGAAAUCAUGUCAGCAAUGCAGAGCUCAUUCUGCAAACCUCAAUUUGGCCUGUGGCUCAUAGAGCAGGUGGAAAGUGGGCUGUACGAGGGAUUGCGCAUGAUCCCCGCAUCCAAUGACACAUUUCGGAUCCCUUGGAAACACAACGCCUGCAGAAACCUCGGGGAAGAGGAUAUUAAAAUAUUUAAGGAAUGGGCUGUGGUUAGUGGAAAGAUCAACGAACACCCUAACAACAAAGCGAAAUGGAAGACAAAUUUCCGUUGUGCACUUUACAGUCUGAAAAACUUUCAGAUGUUGCAUGAUAACUCAAAAGAUAAGGAUGACCCUCACAAAAUCUAUCGCAUCAUCCGUCCUCAGAAUCACCAAGAGACUCAAUAUCAACCCACAUUCAUUGCUGAGAUCUACAAACCUGAAAAUAAUUACACGGCUCCAGAAUUGGAGCAAGACUUGCUCAACCAGAUGGAAACUGUCGAUCUAAAUCAACCUUCAGAGGCCCAACAAUGGGAGACCUGUUCCCAUCAAAACAUACAGACCACUCAAACCAACUAUUUUGACACCUCCUACUCCGAUGUGCAUUGCAUGCAGAAUAACACACCUCCUCCAGUCCAGCAGCCCAUCAUUACAGAGAACCCACUUUCCAUCCAUGACCUUGAGAUCUCAAUCAGCUACAGAAAAACAGAAGUUCUGAAAACCCGCCUGUGUUCACCACUGGUUCAGUUUUACUACCAGUGUGACCCAUCUGAGCUUAGAGGAGCAACCAUACGCUUCCCAAACACUGAGGGUCUAAUUGACCACAAACAAGUCCAGUACACUAAAUGCAUCCUAGAGAGUAUCCAAAGAGGUCUGCAGCUGGAAAUAUCCCAAUAUGGCAUAUACGGCUUCCGGCAGGACAAGUGUAAUGUGUUUGUCAGCACCUGCGACCCCUCCGAGAUCCAGAACCCAGAGCCCAGAAAACUGCGUCAGUACUUCAAGGAGGAACUGCUGAGCUUUGACAAGUACUUAAAAGAUUUAAAGGAUUUCCAAGAGAACAAACGUGGGUCUCCAGAUUAUACCAUCUACCUGUGCUUCGGGCAGAAACUCCAAGAUGGAAAGCCUUUGGAGAAAAAACUCAUAGUUGUCAAAGUUGUACCUCUGAUAUGCCGUGAAUAUCACGAAAGAGCUCAAAUGGCGGGAGCGUCCUCUCUUCUAAACGACAACGAUAGCUUGCAGAUCUCCCACAACAGUCUUUUUGACCUUAUAAACUCUUUGGGUCAGCCUUCAAUGGAUUAAAUCAUGCAUGUCUUUCAUUCAACUAGUCAUUUGACAUUCAGUAUAAAUACAUUUUUGUUGUAUCUGAACUUUCCAUAGGUUAUUUCAAUGGGGCAUUCUUAAAUGGUUUGGUAGGGGCUCGUUUGGCUUGUAUUGUAAAUGGUCAGAAUUUUAGGCAGGGUGUGGUUCUUCUGCUAUGUAAUAAUGUUAAUUUAACUUAAUGAAACUACAGUAUAUUGUUCAAAUUAACUGAAAUGUUGUGUAUUCUGAAACAUUCUCUGAUGAGGUCUGAGGCCUCAUUUUCAUAUCUUGUCUUCUAGUGAAGAGUCUUUUACACUUCGUCCAAAGGGCAUUGCUUCUAGUCUAUUUCCUCUAUGAAUGAGAUGUCUUGAAAGUUUGGUGUCAUAUUAAGAUGCUGAACUUAUUUAAAUACUAGUGGUUGUUUGAUAAGGGUUUUUUUUUUUUUUUUUUAAAUGUAUUGUCUGAUACCAAUAAAUGACAGCAUGCACUCAGGCUGGUAUGAAUGAAACGUGAUAAUCAUGUUAUUUAGCCUGAUUUGAGAAUGUUCCAAUCACCAUCUUGUGUGCUUCAGCGGAAGCAAAGAAAUCUGACCUAUUAUAAGUUUGCGUAGUCAAUGAUAUGAUUAGUGGCCUAGAGUAGAAAUAGCACAGAAUAUUAAAUACAAUUAUUGAUUUUAUGUCAUAAAAUUUUUGCAACAACUAAAAGGGUUUAUUUCUAGUUUGUUUAAAAUAAGAUAUUUAAUCCCA
This is a messenger RNA of Xyrauchen texanus (razorback sucker), 2065 nucleotides long. RefSeq names its product interferon regulatory factor 3-like. Gene Ontology annotation, biological process: immune system process; regulation of transcription by RNA polymerase II. The coding region runs from base 60 to 1319 and encodes 419 amino acids. The record is from RefSeq and is a predicted model, not a curated record. Gene Ontology annotation, molecular function: RNA polymerase II cis-regulatory region sequence-specific DNA binding; protein binding; DNA-binding transcription factor activity, RNA polymerase II-specific. Gene Ontology annotation, cellular component: nucleus. Lineage: Eukaryota; Metazoa; Chordata; Actinopteri; Cypriniformes; Catostomidae. The transcript has 9 exons.